Messenger RNA from Caenorhabditis remanei, 1587 nucleotides. RefSeq lists its product as uncharacterized. The transcript is spliced from 8 exons. NCBI's taxonomy places the organism in Eukaryota, Metazoa, Nematoda, Chromadorea, Rhabditida, Rhabditidae. Gene Ontology annotation, molecular function: zinc ion binding. Bases 1 to 1587 code for a protein of 528 amino acids. The record is from RefSeq and is a predicted model, not a curated record.
AUGAGCGACCGUGUUCGACGUCGACGUCUUGAAGCAUCAGAUCAGUUUGCUCCCCAACUUAUUUCUUCCCGACGAGCUCAGGGCGGACUGUCACCUGCAUCGAGAAUCCGAAUCGCUGCUGAUGCACAUCGACAUUCGACUUCUGAUGAUGACAGUGGAUGUGCUUUGGACGAAUACGCUUGGGUACCAAGUGGUUUGAAACCAAAUAUGGUUCAUGCCUACUUUGCUUGUCUACCUGAAAACAAAGUGCCUUUCAUCGGAUCUGCUGGGGAGAAAUGGAGACAACGUCAGUCUCGUUAUCAACUUCCACCGCAGGAUUCAGAUGUCAGAUACUGCGAAGACUUGAAUUCAGAAGAAGCAGACACUCUGAGAAUGUUUGAGAGAACAAGGAAAACUGAGUGUCUUGGAAGUGGAGUUGUACAGUAUGCACCAUUCGAUACAAAGUGUGAAAAAUGUCCAAAGCGUCUCGAAGAAGGAGAAAUCAGUGUUAUGGCUACGAGAACCCAGAAAAGAUAUCAUCCAGCAUGCUUUCGAUGCCAGACUUGUGAUGUUCUUCUGGUCGAUUUGAUUUAUUUUGCUCACGAAAAUCAGAUAUUCUGCGGUCGACAUCACGCGGAACAAAUCAAACCACGGUGUGCAAAAUGUGAUGAGGUCAUCUUUGGGGACGAAUGUUUGGAAGCAGAAGGCCGUUCAUGGCAUUUCCAUCACUUUCAAUGCGCACAGUGCAACGAUGUUUUGGCUGAUCAGAAGUACAUGCAGAGAGCCAACAAACCAGUGUGUCUGAAAUGUUUUCAUUCGUCAUCAUCAACAAUUUCUUGUACAACCUGCCGUCUUUCUUUCUCUUCUGAUACUCCUCAUAUGUCUCAAGGAGAUCUUCAUUGGCAUGCUUCUGCUGAAUGUUUCUGCUGCUGCGUUUGCUCUAAAAACUUGCUCGGAGUCAAAUACUCAAGAGUAGGAGAAUCGCUUUUCUGUGGAUAUCAGACAUGCGGAGGAGAAGACGAAGAACUUUUGGAUGAAGAUCGUUUGGGAUCUCCUCAUAGAAAAACAACACAGAAGUCAACGAGAGUUGUCCGAAUUCCAGCUUCACCAAGAGUGGCUCCACGUCUUCCACACAUUGUUCAGCAGAAUCAGAAUUUUAUGACAACCACAAUGCAAAUUCAGAAGCCAAGUGUCAUAAAUAAGAGCCAGGGUCAACGCCCAAAGCCACCACAAAGAGCUCCACCACCACCUCCAUCUGAGAAUAUCUACGAAACUGUUCUUCCAUGUUCAUCUCAAAAUAGCCCAAACUUCGACAAAAAAUAUCCACAUGACAUGCCAACAUCUCCAUCUCAUCAUAAUUACUACUCGAAGACACCGAACAAGUUGUCAACUGGAUACCCAGAAAUGGAUGGAUACAGCACGUCUUCUUCGUCAGAUUCAGAAGAUGAACAACUCUAUAUAUCAAAUAUAAUGGCAGCCGCUUCUUUGAGCAGAGCACCCGUCAAAAAUUCAUCUCGAAAAUCGAAGAAAAACGAGCCAAUGAUGAUGUCAGGUGGAGGUGUUCGUAUGGCGAAAAAGAAGAAGAGUUCGAGAUGUACUGUCUCUUGA